GAUCCAAGUAGAGACGGCACUCUUUCCACAGUGGGCGCCGCAUUUUGUCGCGCUUCGGCUCUCUCAUAUGUCGCUUCCUCCCGCACCCAUAUACUGAGCGCACAGUGCACACACAUGCAACGCAUCACGCCGCAGCUGCGUCUCCUUUUUCAUCCGACACGUGUGAUGUUUGACGGAAUGCUCUCUAGGAUGGACGCAGUCAACCGAAGCCUUGAGGCGUUCAGGGCAUCACCUGUCGUUCCCACGCUUCUCCUCUCUUCUCAGACCCCACCGCCGGUUGCGAAGCCGGAGCAGAUGGUGAACUUCUUUGUGGCUACCUUUGACCCCUUUGUCUUCAGCUACUGCGUGUUUGAUGCUGCCCUCAUCUUGCACGAAGCUCGUCAGUUGGGGGCAGAUGACCUUCUCGCCUCCCCUACUUCGCUGUUGUGCCCGCCACGCAUGCUGGUGCGAAGUCCGUCUUCAGGGAAUCGCUUUGGUCCUGAGCGGCUGGCGCAACUCGCCGAGGUGCUCGACGCUCUCCUUCACGAGCACGAGGCGUCGCCGCGGUCUCUCACGUACGCCGCCCAGCAACAGCAGGUGUCAUGUCCCCAACUCGUGCCUUUUCUGCGCGGGGUGUGUCUUUCUGCGGAGGUGAAGCAUCCCCUCACGCCGCAGGUGGCCUACGUCUUGGCGGAGCUCCAGACGAAUGGCUUUGCCUCGCCGUAUCUCUAUCUCGACGGCACCUACGAACAGCGACACCGUCUCCUCGCGCUACUUCUCCUCUCCAGCGCAGAAGAGUUUGGGAGCACCGUGGUCUUGUACACGGCGUUGGAGCUGAUGACGCAACAGCACGAGGCAGCUAACGCGUAUACGGUGUCGCGCGCUGUGUGCCGCGCUUUAGCGAAGGAAGACAAGCGAAACCUGGACUGGGCUCUGAAGACGCGUGGCAAACCGCGCCACGACUUGAGUGCACGGCGAGGGUGGACACAUAACAUACGAUAA
Messenger RNA from Leptomonas pyrrhocoris, 981 nucleotides. RefSeq lists its product as hypothetical. The transcript has a single exon. Lineage: Eukaryota; Euglenozoa; Kinetoplastea; Trypanosomatida; Trypanosomatidae. The coding region runs from base 166 to 981 and encodes 271 amino acids. The record is from RefSeq and is a predicted model, not a curated record.